AUGGAUAUAGUAGGAGACUUGGACAGCGUUGAUGAUGCAAAACAGUUGUUAUUGCAACUGAUUGCACGUGAUCAUCAACUCGAUGGAGAACUAAAACAAUAUAUUCAACUCAAAGAUGAUCUCGAGCAACAAAUGGAAUCAUUUGAUCAGGAAAUACCUACAUGUUCGUUGGCAGAGACACUGUCAAGCAAGGUAAAGUCAUUGGAUAAUGUACGUGCACGUCUUAAAGAAACAUUGAACAAGGUGGAUGAUAUCAUUGACCUCAAAAACUGUAUUGAAGGUGUACAACACAGUCUGCAAGUGGAGGACUUUGAGAGUGCAGCCAAUCACAUCAACAGAUACCUUUCGAUUGACAAGAGCGUGUUGGAGAGUAACGCAGUCACCAUGUUGACCGAAGCAGAACGAAAGUUGAGAGAGAUGAUCGCCGUCCGAUACGACGCUGCAUCACGUGCCAACGAUCACGACGCAGUACUGCGAUUCUGUAGACUAUACGUACCACUGAAUAGUUCGAAAGAGGGUGUCGAGAGAUACUGCCAAUUCCUCAACGUCGAUCAUUUCAGAGUACUCGAUAAUAAUGUUUUAACAAAAUACCAACAAUAUAUAUAUCAACAUUUUUCAAAUGUGAUUGAAGAUAAUUUAGAGGUGAUUCAACAUGAGUUUGGGUUGGCGUAUUGUCCCCAAUUCCUAUUGAUUCUUACUCAACAAUGCGAUUACUUUACCUCCAAGAUAUUUUCUGUCUUUUCAAACGAUCAAUUUCCAGUUUCAAAGAUUGUUUCAGAGGUUUCCAAUAUAUCAUCUCAAUCACCUUCCUCCAAUUCAACAACUACCAACAACAAUCGAUUAGAUCCAAGACAAUUUGCACAACUAUUGGACGAAAUUGCAUAUAUGAGCAAAGCAACUAAAUAUUAUGAUAGAUAUCUAUUAAACAAAGAAAAGGAAAUUAAAAGAGAUAUUAAAUUGGAAUUGGAAAAUAUCAAUAAUAAUCAAUACAACAUCAACAACAUUAACAAUCCUGAAACUAAUAAUAAUAAUAAUCAAAAUCAACCAAACAAUAAUAAUAAUAAUAACAAUAAUAAUAAUAAUAAUACUAAUAAUGAACAAUAUAGAAAAUUAGUACAAGAGAUUAAUUUACAAACUACAAUGUACUCUAAUACAACAAAACAAAAGAUGAAUGAAUUACUUGGCAACUAUCUAUUGGUCGAAGAAUAUUUCAUGGUUGAAUCGACCACUAAAGCAGUCCAAUUGGAUGAAACAAGUGAUGACAGUCUGACAAGUAGCAUGGUAGACUAUAUAUUCUUUAUUCUUCAAAAAUCACUUCAACGUGCCAUAGAUUCUCACCAUAUUCAAACUUUAAAUGUCAUUUCAAAUAGAUUAAUUAGAAUAUUAAUUCAAAAUCAAGAUACAUUACAAAAAAUGUUUAGAGAACAUAUUAUUAAAGUGAGUCAAAGUAAACAAGUUAAUAAUAUGGAUUACAAGGAAUCAAUGAUUGCAUUGAAUAAUAUAGAAACGAGUGGAGAAUAUAUAUUAAAAUUGAAAAAAGAGAUGGAAGUACGAUGUGACAAGGUAUUCCCGGUAAAAGUGAGUGGAAAUGAGGAAAGGGAUCAAGUGGCACUCCAAUCCAACGAAUUUGCAUCAUGUGCCAAAUCCUAUUCAAGAUUGUUGCAGGGAGAGAUUGAACAAAUGUUUAAGAGUAUACAACCACGUCUCAAAAAUGUACUGUUCCUCUUUACCGACAUCAACUAUGAAAUUGGACAAGAACAAUAUGACAAUAACGACGUCAACGAUCCAUUUGUCUAUCAGUUUAAUAUUGAAAUCAAUCAAUUCCUCGCACCCUUUCAACAAUACCUUUCACCUACCAACUAUGAUACAAUCCUUCAUCACACAGUUGCUUUUAUCUUGAAAAAGAUUGAAGCCUCUAUCAUUGCAAACUCUAAAAAAUUCACUUUACUCGGAUCACUUCAAUUUGGUAAAGAUAUGCGUGCCAUUUCAUCACUGUUUGCCAAGAUGUCCCAAUCAACUGUUCGUGACAAGUUUUCAAAGAUCAACCAAAUUGUUUCCUUUUUAACAUUGGACAAGUUGUCCGAUGUUAAAGAGUUCUGGACAGAGAAUAGUUCAAUCGCAUCUUGGAAACUAUCACCAACUGAAGUUAAAAAGAUUCUACAAUCUCGUGUUGAUUUUAAUCUUGACCAAAUUAAUAAAUUAAAAUUCUAA
Molecule: messenger RNA, 2211 nt
Organism: Cavenderia fasciculata
Lineage: Eukaryota; Evosea; Eumycetozoa; Acytosteliales; Cavenderiaceae
Gene: cog4
Product: oligomeric Golgi complex component
Exons: 4
Coding region: 1-2211 (736 amino acids)
Source: RefSeq, a predicted model, not a curated record